AUGGAGUGCCCGCACCUUACGACCAGUGUUUGCAUUGCUCCGGACUCCGCUGCCUUCCCCAGCGGCUCCCCCUCUUCGUGGUGCUGCAGCGUAUGCCGUUCAAAUAAAAGUCCAUGGGUCUGUCUGACAUGUUCCAGCGUGCACUGUGGAAGGUAUGUGAAUGGCCAUGCCAAGAAGCAUUAUGAAGAUGCCCAAGUGCCACUUGCCAACCACAAACAAUAUGAAAAGGUAGAGAAGGAAAAAACCCAGCACACUGUUUGUAUGGACUGCAGUAGCUACAGUACAUUUUGUUACCGUUGUGACGACUUUGUAGUGAAUGACACAAAGAUGAGUUCCGUCCAGAAAGUUCGAGAGCAUUUACAGAACCUAGAAAACUCUGCAUUCACAGCAGAUAGGCACAGAAAGAGGAAAUUCUUGGAAAACUCUCCACACAAGAAAAUACUUAAAUUAAAUGGAAGUACCACGAUGCUCUGUGCUACUGGUCUGCGGAAUCUUGGAAAUACCUGUUUCAUGAAUGCAAUCCUGCAGUCAUUAAGUAACAUUCAACAAUUUUGCUGUUACUUCAAGGAGCUACCAGCAGUGGAACUUCGCAAUGGAAAAACUGCUGGUCGACGGAUGUACCAUACACGGAGUCAGGGAGAAGUUAAUGUGUCAUUGGUUGAAGAGUUCCGGAAAACUCUGUGUGCAUUGUGGCAGGGAAAUCAAACUGCAUUUAGUCCAGAUUCCUUAUUCUAUGUGGUAUGGAAAAUCAUGCCAAACUUCAGGGGUUAUCAGCAGCAAGAUGCUCAUGAGUUCAUGCGCUAUUUAUUGGACCACUUACACCUAGAACUUCAAGGGGAACUAAAUGGCUCCAGUCAUUCAGUCAUAUCACAGGAGAACACAAGCCGGCCUUCAAGCAGCAAGUGUUGUAUAAAUGGAGCAACAACAGUGGUGACCUCAGUGUUUGGUGGAGUUCUGCAGAACGAAGUAAACUGCCUAAUUUGUGGAACAGAAUCCCGAAAGUUUGACCCAUUUUUAGAUCUCUCUUUAGAUAUUCCCAGUCAAUUCCGCAAUAAACGUAGUAAGAACCAAGAAAAUGGACCAACCUGCACGCUCAGAGACUGCCUGCGCAGUUUCACAGACCUGGAGGAGCUAGACGAGACAGAGCUCUACAUGUGCCUGAAAUGCAAAAAGAAACAGAAAUCCACCAAAAAAUUUUGGAUCCAGAAACUACCAAAGGUGCUAUGCUUACACUUGAAAAGAUUCCAUUGGACAGCAUACCUUAGAAACAAAGUGGACACAUAUGUAGAAUUUCCUCUGCGAGGAUUGGACAUGAAGUGCUUCUUAUUAGAGCCAGAAAAUAUGGGCCCAGAAAGUUGUCUUUAUGAUCUAGCAGCUGUAGUUGUCCAUCAUGGCUCAGGGGUUGGCUCUGGUCACUACACAGCAUAUGCCACCCAUGAGGGUCGCUGGUACCACUUCAAUGACAGUACAGUAACCCUGACAGAAGAGGAGACUGUGGGAAAAGCAAAAGCCUAUAUUUUGUUUUAUGUGGAGCGUCCAGUCCCUGCCACUCCGGAAAAACUUUAA
Messenger RNA from Staurois parvus, 1566 nucleotides. The record is from the annotation of a GenBank genome assembly. NCBI's taxonomy places the organism in Eukaryota, Metazoa, Chordata, Amphibia, Anura, Ranidae.